AAGCGCUCGGUUACUACCGUUAGAUAUUCUACUAGAGAGUUUCGACAUGCCAUCUAAUCCCCAAAGCAAUUCGGAUGCAUCCCGCACAGAAGUCUCAGAGGAACCGAAGGUCCAGACCCGGCGCUGUACUGAUCGACUACGGAGACCUGUCGUAAGAAUGCAGUUGGAUCCAAAAAUGAAGUCUUAUGUCAACUUUUGCGGGGGAAGGUGUUAAUGGGACGGAACCAGCCAAUGAGAGCGUUUUACGCUGAGGGCUAUUGAUUUGGCCAUAAAUUGAAUGUACCGUUAGUUGGACGUUAAGAAAAUAUACUUGCCAGCCGUACGCCGGUCUCCUGCUUUGGGAAGUCGGGCUGAUCAGAGUGCACGCUAGCAGCAGGUCAUCGGUAGGUCAGCCGAAACCAUAACAUAUAUUUUUGGCGACGGAAGGUAGUGGAUCAAGAUGUCAAUUUCAGCGGAAGACCUGAAAAUCAUUUUGUUGCAGCAACAGCAGCAAUUUGAAACAGCACAGCUGCGUAUGAUUGAAACCCUCACCCAAAUGUUAUCUGUGCAGCCUACGGUCGUUCAGAACAAUGGGAAGCCUUCGGCGGAUGCGAUGAUCAGUAGUGUUAAUGAGUUCAUAUUCGAUCCUGACUCAGGAUUAAUAUUCGAUGCGUGGUUCAGGCGCUAUGAAGAUGUUUUCAGGGCAGAGUUGUCAGGUCUCGAUGAUGCAUCUAAAGUUCGCCUUUUGUUACGAAAACUCGGAACGGUUGAACAUGACAGAUACAUUAACUACAUUUUGCCAAACAACGCGCAUGAUUUCAGCUUUGAUGAUACAGUUGCUCGACUCACAGCGUUGUUUGGAGACCAGUCGUCUCUUUUCAAUAACCGAUACAAUUGUCUAAAGCUAUGCAAAAAGGACAAUGACAGUCUUAUUGCUCACGCGGCGAUAGUCAAACGUGAAUGCCAGAAAUUCAAACUGAAGUCGCUCACGGAAGACCAGUUCGAGUGUUUGAUACUAGUAUGCAGUCUACAGUCCCCAAAAGACGCCGAGAUACGAACGAGAAUACUUGGUAUGUUGGAACGCGACACAGAUGUUACAUUACAAAACGCCAUUGCUGAAGCCCAAAGAAUCAUGAAUUUAAAGCACGAUACGGCUAUGGUGGAAGAUUCGAGAGCACAUUCCGCAGAUAUAUCUGUCCAGCAAAUUUCAGGAAACAACCCACCGACCGCUCAACCUAGCAGAUAUCCACAAUCCAAACCCCCAUCACCUUGCUGGCAAUGCGGAGGAUGGCAUUUUGUGAGAUGGUGUCCUUUCAGCAAACAUGUUUGUCAAAGGUGCUUUAGACGGGGGCACAAGGAGACCCACUGCAGAUUCAAAACAUCAUUUAGAUCGUCAUGUGAUACUCGAAAAGCAGGUUACCGAAGGUUCGCGACAAGAGUAAACGCUAACUAUACGGACGAUGUUAAAGAUAGAAGAAAGUUCGUCACUAUUACCAUCAACGGAAGAGUAGCGCGUCUGCAGAUUGAUACGGCUUCCGAUAUUACAGUCAUUACGGAAAACUUAUGGAAAGCUAUCGGUUCACCUGACAUUAAACCAACUAACCAUAAAGCGAAGAGCGCAUCAGGUACGAGUCUAAACUUGAUCGGUCAGAUUGAAUGUGAGUGUCGCUUUGCCAACUUCACCGCUUGGGGAACUAUUUUCGUCACAACACACAAGAAUUUGAACCUCCUUGGAUUAGACUGGAUUGAGCGAUUCAACCUCUUAGAUGUUCCCAUUAAUCAAAUCUGUGCAAGUGUACACUUACACAAACCAAAAGUCCCCAAGGCAAUGGCAAUCGAACAAAUUCGAGAGAAAUAUGCACCUGUUUUCCGUGAAGGACUUGGUAAGUGUACAAAGUUGCAAGCCUCAUUGUCCUUAAAACCCGAUGCUGUUCCUGUUUUCCGUGCAAAGCGGCCAGUACCUUACGCAGCAGUCCCAAUUGUUGACCAGGAACUUGAUCGUUUGGAGAAACUUGGGGUUAUCUAUGCAGUGAACUACUCUUCUUGGGCGGCUCCAAUUGUGGUUGUCAAGAAGCCGAACGGCCAGAUCCGAAUAUGUGCCGACUUUUCUACUGGGCUGAAUGAAGCGUUAAACACGCAUCAGUAUCCUCUGCCAGUCCCAGAUGAUUUGUUCUCGAAACUAAAUGGGGGUCAGUGUUUUGCCAAGCUAGAUCUAUCGGAUGCGUACUUACAAAUAGAAGUUGAUGAAGCUUCUAGAGAAUUACUGACGAUAAAUACGCACCGAGGUUUGUAUCAGUAUCAUCGACUUCCAUUCGGAGUUAAGUCCGCGCCAGCAAUUUUUCAGCAAAUCAUGGAUACUAUGCUAACAGAUGUAGAUGGUGCUGCCGCAUAUUUGGACGAUAUCAUUGUCGUCGGAACUAACCCAGAUGACCUUUUCAGAAAGCUGCACUUAGUACUUGAUCGCAUACAAGAGUACGGAUUUAGACUUCGCCCAGAAAAGUGCACGUUUUUCAUGGACUCCAUUAAUUUUCUUGGCUUCAUAAUUGACAAGAACGGUAGACGUCCAGAUCCGUCAAACAUUGAUGCUAUAAAAAAGAUGCCACCUCCCAAAGAUGUGCCUACUCUGAGGUCCUUCUUAGGACUCGUCAGUCAUUACAGUCAAUUUCUGCCACAUAUGCACAGCGUGCGUGGACCACUCAAUGAGUUACUCACCAAGGACAAACGUUGGCACUGGUCCGAAGAUUGUCAGAAGUCCUUUGAGGAGGUGAAGCGAAUGCUGUGUUCUGACCUUAUGCUGACACAUUACGACCCUACACUUGAAAUCGUGGUGGCGGCAGACGCUUCGAAGUAUGGCGUGGGUGCAGUUAUCUCUCAUAAGUUUGCUGACGGAUCGGAAAAAGCGAUCGCACACGCAGCUCGAUCACUGUCGCCAGCCGAAAAGAAUUACGGGCAGAUAGAGAAAGAGGCAUUAGCGAUAGUCUUUGCAAUAAAGAAAUUUCACAAAAUGUUGUAUGGCAGGAGGUUUACCCUGCUUACCGACCAUAAACCACUCCUAGCCAUAUUUGGAUCAAAGUCCGGUAUACCCGUUUAUACCGCGAACAGACUGCAGCGUUGGGCCACGGCCUUACUCGCCUAUGAUUUUGCGGUGAAGUACACGGCUACAAAGGACAUAGGUCAAGCAGACGCACUUUCCCGGUUAUUGGAGCUACAACAGCAUCAGCAGGAAGAAUCUAUAAUUGCAGCAAUCUCCCUUGAAUCAGAGGUCAACCAGGUCUUGAUGGAGAAUUUUAGGAAGCUUCCCGUGACGUUCGACAUGGUACGUGACGCAACUGUGCGAGAUCCCCUCUUGCGCCAGGUAAUCAAAUUUCACACUACGCAGUGGCCAAGUGAUACUCUAUCCGGAGAGCUACAAAUUCUCUCUCGGAGAAAGGACGAACUUUCGAUCGUAAAUGGGUGUUUACUUUUGGCCGAGAGAAUUGUCAUACCCAAAGAACUUCGCCAAAGAGUCCUUCAGCAAUUUCAUCGGGCACAUCCUGGAAUUAACAGAAUGAAAAGCAUUGCUCGGAGUUUUGUCUACUGGCCAAACAUUGAUUCGGAACUCGAGCAACUAGUAAAGUCAUGUCCCAGAUGCGCGCUUGCUAGUAAGGCACCGAGAAAAGCUGACUUAGCUUCCUGGCCGUUGGCAACAAAACCGUGGGAACGCGUGCACGCUGAUUUCUUUGGUCCCCUAAACGGUCAGCAGUACCUAAUAGUUGUUGAUUCCUAUAGCAAAUGGCCUGAGGUCUUCUGUAUGGAGCGUGCGACAAGUGGUGCAACAAUUAACAUUUUGAGGAGACUUUUCAGUCAACACGGAAUACCAGAAACCUUGGUCACUGACAAUGGUUCUCAGUUCACUUCUUCCCAAUUUGCCGAAUACUGCGCACAGCAUGGUAUCACGCAUCUACGGUCGCCACCGUUUCACCCUCAGUCAAAUGGACAAGCAGAGCGCUUCGUCGACACGUUUAAGCGAUCGCUACUAAAGAUGCGGGGGGAAGGAACCACACAGGAGAUACUUGAUACAUUUUUGCUCGUGUACAGAUCAACUUCAAAUCCCCAAGUACCAAACCAGUUGUCGCCGGCAGAAGCACUAAUGGGAAGAAAACUCCGUACUGUGAAUUCCCUGCUAACUCCGAGGUGUACUAAUGAGCAAGAAAGGAACGUUCGGAUGGAGCAGUACUACAACGAGCGACACAGAACUCAAGCACGCCGCUUUUACCCCGGACAGCGUGUCUUAGUAAGAGACUAUCGCGCGGGAAACCCGCAAUGGGUGGUAGGAUCGAUACGGAGAAAUAUUGGACAGGUGCUAUAUGAGGUUAAUGUGGGUAAUUUGAUUUGGACCAGGCAUUCCAAUCAGCUGCGACCAACUAGCAUCCCUGCGGGCACAAGCGCUCGGUUACUACCGUUAGAUAUUCUACUAGAGAGUUUCGACAUGCCAUCUAAUCCCCAAAGCAAUUCGGAUGCAUCCCGCACAGAAGUCUCAGAGGAACCGAAGGUCCAGACCCGGCGCUGUACUGAUCGACUACGGAGACCUGUCGUAAGAAUGCAGUUGGAUCCAAAAAUGAAGUGUUAUGUCAACUUUUGCGGGGGAAGGUGUUAAUGGGACGGAACCAGCCAAUGAGAGCGUUUUACGCUGAGGGCUAUUGAUUUGGCCAUAAAUUGAAUGUCCCGUUAGUUGGACGUUAAGCAAAUAUACUUGCCAGCCGUACGCCGGUCUCCUGCUUUGGGAAGUCGGGCUGAUCAGAGUGCACGCUAGCAGCAGGUCAUCGGUAGGUCAGCCGAAACCAUAACAA
Dicrocoelium dendriticum is the source of this 4808-nucleotide messenger RNA. Lineage: Eukaryota; Metazoa; Platyhelminthes; Trematoda; Plagiorchiida; Dicrocoeliidae. The record is from the annotation of a GenBank genome assembly.